Messenger RNA from Arxiozyma heterogenica, 1212 nucleotides. RefSeq lists its product as uncharacterized. Bases 1 to 1212 code for a protein of 403 amino acids. The record is from RefSeq and is a predicted model, not a curated record. Gene Ontology annotation, cellular component: nucleus. The transcript has a single exon. Gene Ontology annotation, molecular function: DNA-(apurinic or apyrimidinic site) endonuclease activity; oxidized pyrimidine nucleobase lesion DNA N-glycosylase activity. NCBI's taxonomy places the organism in Eukaryota, Fungi, Ascomycota, Saccharomycetes, Saccharomycetales, Saccharomycetaceae. Gene Ontology annotation, biological process: nucleotide-excision repair; base-excision repair, AP site formation; base-excision repair.
AUGACCGUAACAACUAGAAAGAGGAAAAUUAAACUAGAAAUAGAGGACUCUUUAGAUCCAGAAGUCAAAAUAGAAUCUAGAUAUUUUGAUAAAAAACUUAAAACGAACUCAGAUUUCGAUUCUCAAUGGAUUCAAUCAUUAAAUAAUAAAAAUUAUUUUGACUGGAUUGCAAAACAAACUGGUAAUAUACCAAAUAGAUGGAAGAUUCCAUUAGAUCCAGCAAUAUUCGAUAGUGAUGAGAACAAGUCUGUCUUGCCACCUCUGUUCAAAUCUGUAUAUUUAAAAUUAAGAGACUUAAGGGGUAAAAUAGAGACACCCGUGGAUACAGUAGGGGGUUCAACGUUACCUUUUACUAUUGGAAAGCAAUGUAAUAUUGAUAAAGAACAAAUUUUACCCAUAAAUUACAGGGUUCAAGUUCUUAUUGGCGUGAUGCUAUCUUCUCAGACCAAAGAUGAAAUGACAGCAAAGGCAUUUUACAAUUUAACAAAAUAUUGCCAAGACGAAUUGAAUUCAAAUCAAGGUAUUACUGUGGCUGCAUUACAACAAAUAGAUGAAAACGUUAUGGAUAAACUUAUCACGUGUGUCGGGUUCCAUAAAAGAAAGGCACAUUAUAUCAAACAAACCGUGGAUAUUCUAGCCAAUAAAUAUCAAGGUGAUAUUCCUACCAAUGACCAGGAGCUAAUGGAUUUACCUGGUGUAGGUCCAAAGAUGACUUAUCUUACAUUACAAAAAGCAUGGGGUAAAAUGGACGGGAUCUGUGUUGACGUACAUGUUCAUAGAUUUUGCCAACUGUUUCAUUGGGUUAAUCCUAAAAAAUGUAAAGAACCAAACCAAACAAGGUUAGAAUUAGAAAAAUGGUUGCCAAUUCAACUAUGGAGAGAAAUCAAUUCAUUAUUAGUAGGGUUGGGACAGAUCAUUGAUAGGCCUAAAAAACAAAGAGUACAUAUCUGUGAAACAGCCUUAAAAGAUGACGCAGAAGCAAUCGAUCUUGUGGAACAUAUGGUAAAUUAUAAAGAGUGGGCAAAUUAUGUGAUAAAAUUAUGUAGAAAUGAGGAAAAGAAGAAGCUUGCAGCAACACCAGCAUUGAAUGAACCAUAUGAUGUAAAAAUUAAACUAGAAGAACCAACAGAAAUAACGAGUUUUGAAGGAACUCCUGUAAAAUUAGAAGACAAUCAUAUCAAACAGGAAGAAGAAGAAGAUAUAAAGUUGUGA